CACGCUUCCGGGUCUUGGUGCGUGCUGGAACAGUCAGUGUUGGAACGCUCGCUCUUGGACCGUUAAACCGCCUCGUUCCAAGCAGCAACAACAACAUCGGAAGAGGAGCAGGCGAGAGGCGUCCGGCCGUGGAUUUUGGGCUGUGCAGGUGUGAAGGAGAGAGCGAUACAUCUUGCAUCCUUCGCAUCAGGAUAACUAACAAAUCUAAGGCAACUUCUGAAUGGCCUUGUAAAAGGUGGCAGGUUUUAAAAAGUAACUCAUGGUACAGGUCUGAAAUGAAGGCCAGGUUGGAGAUGUGCCACAAAAAAGAAAAAGACUUCUGCUCAACAAAGAAUGCAAGCCAUUGGGAGGGUGAAACUACACAGGAUUUUGAAGCCUGAUAAUUCCAGCCAACAAUUGAAUCUAGAUCGUUUUGCCUUAGGAGGAAAAUGAAUUUCAACAUUUGAAGAAGCAGGAGGUGGUUCACAGGUGUCCUUUCUGCUAGACUUUGUUUAUAUCUGCCUUUACUGACACUCGAGAAUUGGCUGCCCAGCUGACUAUGUAUAGCACUAUCUAGAUGGUAUGCUGCCUGUUGGUCAGUUGGAUAACAAGCCAUACCCAUGGAACCCGACAAUGAUAUUGCACUGGAUAUUUUGAUAACAAACGUAGUCUGUGUCUUUAAAACAAGAUGCCAUUUAAAUCUCCGGAAGAUUGCACUGGAAGGAACGAAUGUGAUCUACAAAAGAGAUGUUGGAAAGGUAUUAAUGAAACUGAGGAAACCUAGGAUAACAGCCACAAUCUGGUCCUCAGGGAAAAUUAUAUGCACUGGAGCUACGAGUGAAGAAGAUGCAAAAACUGGUGCUCGAAGAUUAGCCCGCCUUCUGCAGAAACUGGGUUUUCAGGUAAAAUUUGCUGGUUACAAAGUUGUCAAUGUCCUGGCUGUAUGCACGAUGCCAUUUGAAAUAAGGCUACCAGAAUUCACAAAAAGAAAUCGGCCAAUUGCAAGCUAUGAGCCAGAACUGCACCCUGCAGCAUCUUAUAGAGUUAAAGCGUUAAAAGCCACACUUCAAAUUUUUUCCACUGGCAGUAUAACAAUAACAGCACCCAGUAUACAGUGUGUUGCGACUGCAGUGGAACAAACCUAUCCUUUAAUCUUUGAAUCCCGAAAGAUGAUCAAAUAACCAUUCCUAUUCUGGGACCAUCCUUUGGUUAUUGAAUGGAUGAUUACAAGGACAGAUUUUACCAUAUAAUAAUUCCUGCAAUGGACAUAGAGUAAAUGAGAGACUUGUGAGAUGCUUAUAACAAUGUAUGAACACAAUACAAAUGUAUUCAUAUUGGGAUGUUAAUAUUGUUUUAUUGUGAACUGUUUACAUGACAUGAUGCUGCUGUUUUUCUUGAGAGAGCUCUUUUAGUCUGUGCAGUAAGGGGAACAAGAUUGUAAAAUGUGCACUACAUUUAAAGUUGAACUUUUUUUCUGGUUGAGCUUAUUGUUUUAUUGUGAGGUCUUUUUUAAAAAAAAUAAAUUUUAUGCUGUAUAUGAAAACCAAAGAUGCCACCAAUAUCAUUGUUCAUUUGGUUAAAGAGCUUAAAUAAAAUUAAUAGAUGUGUAUUUAAUUUUAGGCAAGAACCCUGCCAUCAGUCAUUUUUUUUAAAUGUAUAAAUAGAGUAACCAGUUUAGUACUCAAGAAUAAACCCAAAACAUUAUUUGGCCAUGAGUUUUGACCAACGCAUCCUUGCAAGUAAUAGCUGUGCUUGAAAUUAAAUCCCCAUUUCGUAGUGAUUAAAAUUUUAGGUAGACAUGGACUGAGCAUUCAUUUUUUUAAAAUUAAUCUUUUAUGAGAGAAUUAAAAUUUGAGGGUUCCUAAAAAUUAGAGUCAAAUCACAUUCUAUUAAUUUUUUUAAAAAUCUGGUGCAUCAAACUGAAAAAAUUAUUUAAAUAUUUGCAUGAUUGCUGGUUGGUCUUACAUUUUAGAAUUGAUCAACAAAGUUGAGAACUUCAUAUACAGCACCACCUAAUGGAUCAAAAAGGCAGUGUGAUGUUGUUUCAUUAAAAUACUUAAAUGCCAAGAUCGUACCUUUUAUCAUAACCAUUGGAAAUAUGUCAAAACAUAGUAACAAGUGUUACGUUAAUAUUCUAAGCCAGUCCCAUGGGAAACAUUUCUGUAUUUGAAAAAAUAUUUUGUGGGAUUAGAACUAAAUAGCCCAUAAUGCUGCAGAUGGUGAAUUUAAACAGGAGCCUCAACAUCCCACCCCUGCCACGGAAUAAGGAGAAUCUCACUAAUGUUGGUGUGUUCCAGUGUUUUAUUUUUCAUUUGUGUUUGCUGUCAACUUUGAUUGGUGUACCUUUUGAGUUAUGAAUAUUUCAUACUCCAGAAAGAAAGCGAGUGACUACCCACCACCAGUGAGAUUUAUUCUCUAAACCUAGAUUUAUUUUGUCUAUUGUUUUAAUAAAUACUAAUUGAAAAAAAGUGUUUAUGAUGCGCUAAUUUGAUUUGAAAUUUGUAAUGUACCUAUUAACAAGAAAUUACUUACGUAACUUAAAAAAGGUAUUGACCCUUCACCAUUUCCAAAGGGAUAAGCCUGUGGUUACGGUUUGCUUGUAUAAUAAACAUUUGAUAUUGCCAGUAUUCCAUUAGAUUUAAUGAUUUGUAAUGAAAACAAAGCUUCCUUUCUGCAGAUUACAAAGCUUGAAACUCUUGACUUUAUGCUAUAGAAUGCAUACUGCAGUAUAGCAGUGAACUUGUUCUUAAUUUGGCUCCACUUCUCCCAUCUGAAUAUUCUUUCCUCAGGUUGCAUGUCCAUCAUCACGAGCAGUGCAAAUAGCAUCUGUUUGAUAUAAGAAUACAAUUGCAUUUCAAAUAAUAAGGUAAUUCACAAACAAAAAAUUCAAUUGACUGUUACUUUGUUUAAAUUAACAUCAAAAUUCACAUAAAACAUAAUCCUUUGAGUAUUGGAUAGCACUUCUGAAUAACCCUUUUUUAUUGUUAUAUAUGUUUUCUGUAAAUUUCCAAUCCUGAACAAAAUUGUAGGUGGAUGUAUGCAACUGUAACAUAUCAAUUUCAAAUAUUCACACAAUAAAUGUAGACCUGACUAUGUAGUAGUUGCUUAUUUAAUGUAGCAAUGCUUCCUUAUUCUCAAAGGGUUAUGUUGAACGACAGAGUGCAUCUGUCAUGUAAAUAGUCUAAUUCAGUAUAUGUCAGCAUUGUUGCAUAGAUGUUAUGUCUUCAUUCCGAUUGCGAAUAGCUGGAAUAUUGUAUUGCUUUUCUACCAGACCUUUCAAAUUGCCUCUACUGUUGUAUUUGAGUUGCAAGGACAAUUAUGUAUUGUAAAGGCUAUAUGUUUGUGUUGAUAAGAUGUAGUUAAGAUGGUAUACUUUUUCAUAGAAAUAUGUAACUUUCAUAUGUAAAAUUGUAAAUUCAGGAAAAGAACUUCAAAAGCUACUAUUUGUAGAAAAAUGUGUUUUUGGUUUGCUUUUAAAAUUUUCAGUAACAAGG
Messenger RNA from Stegostoma tigrinum, 3473 nucleotides. RefSeq names its product TBP-like 1 (gene tbpl1). Gene Ontology annotation, molecular function: DNA binding; general transcription initiation factor activity. Bases 600 to 1160 code for a protein of 186 amino acids. NCBI's taxonomy places the organism in Eukaryota, Metazoa, Chordata, Chondrichthyes, Orectolobiformes, Stegostomatidae. The record is from RefSeq and is a predicted model, not a curated record. Gene Ontology annotation, biological process: DNA-templated transcription initiation. The transcript is spliced from 10 exons.